Messenger RNA from Benincasa hispida (wax gourd), 1109 nucleotides. Its product is annotated as glutathione S-transferase 2-like. Gene Ontology annotation, biological process: L-phenylalanine catabolic process; glutathione metabolic process. Gene Ontology annotation, cellular component: cytoplasm. The record is from RefSeq and is a predicted model, not a curated record. Gene Ontology annotation, molecular function: glutathione transferase activity; maleylacetoacetate isomerase activity. Lineage: Eukaryota; Viridiplantae; Streptophyta; Magnoliopsida; Cucurbitales; Cucurbitaceae.
AAUUCUCUGAUAUUGUAAUUUGGAAGAAUUCAAUUUUGAUUUUAGUCUUCACAUCUCUGUGUUGUUAGGGACAAGAGAGUAUGGCAGUGGAAGGAUCUCCAUUGAAGCUCUACUCUUUCUGGGCCAGCACUUGUGCCCAACGUGUUCGAAUUGCCCUCAACAUCAAACGUUUUUAUUCAUUUUUUUCCCUUUUCUCUUCUUCUUUUUCUUUAUUUCUUUCUUAUUUUGUUCAUCGUUUUUCUUACUUUUCAGGGCUAAACUUUGAGUACAGAGCUGUUGAUAUUUUGAAUGGAGAGCAUUUGACUUCUGACUAUCUAAAGCUCAAUCCUGUUGGUUUUGUACCUACUCUUGUGGAUGGGGAUAUUGUUAUCGCUGACUCUUUUGCUAUAAUAAUGUAUUUGGAGGAAAAGUAUCCUCAACAUCCUUUGUUGCCUAGUGAUCUUGUUAAAAGGGCUAUUAAUUUCCAGGCUGCAAAUAUUGUUUCUUCAAGCAUACAACCUCUUCAAAAUUUAAUUGUUGAGAAAUACAUUGAGGAAAAAUGUGGUGUAGUGGAGAAACUUUCUUGGGUUCACAUGAUAAUUGGAAAAGGUUUUUUAGCACUCGAAAAAUUGCUAACAGUUCAUGCUGAAAAAUAUGCUACUGGAGAUGAAAUUUAUCUGGCAGACUUGUUUUUGGCACCUCAACUUCACCGUGCCAUUGAAACAUUCAAUGUUGACAUGUCCAAGUUUCCACUUCUAUCAAGGUUGUAUGAGGAAUACAAGGAGGUAUCAGCAUUUCAAGAUGCAGCUCCAGAGAACCAAACCGAUGCUCCUGCUCAAAACUCUUGCUAAAUUUAACAAUGGUUUUUUAAUGAAUUUGUAGAAUUUUCCAUUUUGGAUGAUCAUUUGAACUUUUUUGGUUUGUUGUUCUUUUUGCAAGCUUAGGGUAUACUUGAUGAUGGGAUUUGUCUAGUGUGGUUAAUAUUUUGUGCACUCUAUUGCACUUUUUAUUGUUCUUGUAGGAGGGGCAACUAUGAUGUCUUCCUUCGUAGCUGUGUGUCUAAGAAAACAACUUUUAUCCAAUUAAGUCUCAUACUCAUUUAAUAAAACUCGACAUAAAUUAGCUAACUA